AUGUUCGACCCGUCGCCCCCGACCCCCGACUGCCCCUUUUGUGCCAUCGCAGCCGCCCACCAGCCCUACGACCCCCUCCGCCCGCCGCCCUCGAUCCCCGGCGACCUCACCAGCCCGCCGUCCUUCGUGGUGCUCUCGACGCCCCUCGUCGUCGCCUUCCUCGACAUCAUGCCCCUGUCCCGGGGCCACCUGCUGCUCUGCCCGCGCGAACACCGGCCCAAGCUGACCGACACGACGCGCCGCGAGUCGCGCGCCCUGGGCCACCACGUGCGCGUUCUCUCGGCCGCGCUCGCCGCCGCCACGGGCGUGCACGACUGGAACGUGGUGCAGAACAACGGCGCCGCCGCCGCCCAGGUCGUGCCCCAUGUGCACUACCACGUCAUUCCGCGCCCGGAGAUUCGCGCCAGCGGCCGGGUGAGCGAGAGCUUCACCAUGUUUGGGAGGGGGCAGCGCGCUGAGCUGGACGACGACGAGGCCGCGGCUUUGGCGGCGGGGAUACGGGCCGAGGUGGCGAGGGUGCUGGCCGACGAGGGGGAUGGUGAAGAUGAGAUUGGGAGGAAGGCCAAGUUGUAG
Molecule: messenger RNA, 573 nt
Organism: Metarhizium brunneum ARSEF 3297
Lineage: Eukaryota; Fungi; Ascomycota; Sordariomycetes; Hypocreales; Clavicipitaceae
Biological process (GO): nucleotide metabolic process
Molecular function (GO): catalytic activity
Source: RefSeq, a predicted model, not a curated record